UCGCUUUGGAUCAUAGCUUUGAGUGACAUUAUAUUGGACCAAUAAAGACACAUUUUUGGAUUACUGAGAGCAGGCGGGAUUUCCUUGCGAGUUUAGCAUUGCGGCCUCUUGCUGAAGGGCACUUGUCUCGUUCUGUUUGCACAGGGGUCGUGUGGUAAAGGACCAUCAACUAUCCAUCAUGGGAGGACAUGACGCUGGAAGCCAGCACCAGUUCACUGGAAUUGCCAAGUACUUCAAUUCAUACACAAUCACAGGAAGGAGGAAUUGUGUUUUGGCCACAUAUGCCAGCUUAGUAGCCAUUGCCCUUUUCUUCAAAUUGAAGCCCAAGAAACAGGCUGCAGUCACAGAAAAGUGAUAAUGUGUUCAAUUUGACCAUCAUUUCUAGCAGCUCGGAGUGGAGAGAGGAGCUGGACAUCCUUGUAAUAAAAUAUUACUGUUUGGUUUUGCCACGUUAACAAUAAAGAACAUGUAUGCCCAAAACUUAGAAAA
Molecule: messenger RNA, 489 nt
Organism: Lates calcarifer (barramundi perch)
Lineage: Eukaryota; Metazoa; Chordata; Actinopteri; Centropomidae
Gene: atp5mk
Product: ATP synthase membrane subunit k
Exons: 4
Coding region: 179-355 (58 amino acids)
Source: RefSeq, a predicted model, not a curated record